UGCAGGUUAUCUCACUGCUGAACGCGCUGUACCGCAUGUUCGACUCGCGGAUCGACAUGUACGACGUGUACAAGAUGGAGACGAUCGGGGAGGUGUACAUGGUAGCCUCGGGCGUACCGCAGCGCACCGGCAAGGACCACGCCUCCGAGAUCGCCUCGAUGGCGCUGAGCCUGCUACACGGCGCCGAAAACUUCGUCAUCUCACACAUGCCCGGCGAGAGGCUGCAGAUCAGGAUCGGGAUCCACACUGGUGCCGUCGUGGCUGGCGUGGUGGGGACCAAGGUGCCGCGCUACUGCCUCUUCGGCGACUCAGUCAACACGGCCAGUCGCAUGGAGAGCACCGGGCUCCCGUUCAAGAUUCACGUGUCUGCCGACACGAAGCAGGCGCUGGACAAGUACGGCGGCUUCCUCACGAAGCUGCGCGGCGAGAUUGAGAUCAAGGGCAAGGGCAUGAUGCAGACCUUCUGGCUGAUCGGCAAGCACGGCUCGCUCGACCCCCGGCGCAGAGAGGCGCGCAGCCGCGCCCAGUCCAGCGACGACAUCACCUUCAAGUCGACCGUGUCUCGCCUGCUCUGCAUCAAUAAGUAG
Messenger RNA from Pollicipes pollicipes, 587 nucleotides. RefSeq names its product atrial natriuretic peptide receptor 1-like. Gene Ontology annotation, molecular function: peptide receptor activity; adenylate cyclase activity; guanylate cyclase activity. NCBI's taxonomy places the organism in Eukaryota, Metazoa, Arthropoda, Thecostraca, Pollicipedomorpha, Pollicipedidae. The transcript has 6 exons. Gene Ontology annotation, biological process: intracellular signal transduction; cGMP biosynthetic process; receptor guanylyl cyclase signaling pathway. The record is from RefSeq and is a predicted model, not a curated record. Bases 36 to 587 code for a protein of 183 amino acids. Gene Ontology annotation, cellular component: plasma membrane.